AUUUCUUCUUACGUGGACGUUGUACUUGUGCAUGGCUAAGAUUUCGAAAAAAAAUUAUAAAUAAUGCAAAACACCAAAUCAGCCUUUUUUUUUCUUCUUUAUUACAUAUCAACAUAAAAUGACUUCUUUAUACGAUUUUACUGUCAAGAACAUCGAUAACCAAGAUUGGAACCUUGCUGACCUUAAGGGAAAGGUUGUUCUCUUUGUCAACGUUGCUUCAAAGUGUGGUUUCACUAAGCAAUAUGCUGGUUUGGAAGAACUCUACAAGAAGUAUGCCGACAAGGGUUUUGUUAUUGUCGGUGCUCCCUGUAACCAAUUUGGUGGUCAAGAACCCGGCUCUGAAAAAGAAAUUCAAGAUUUUUGUAGCCUGACUUGGAGUGUUACAUUCCCUUUGACUGCCAAGCUUGAUGUCAAUGGUGAUAAUGAAGCUCCUGUCUACAGAUGGUUGAAGGAAUCCAAGCCUGGCAUCCUUGGUUUGAAGCGUGUCAAGUGGAACUUUGAGAAAUUCUUGAUUGAUCGUGAAGGCAAGGUUCAAAACCGUUAUGCUUCCACCACUGAACCCAAGUCUAUCGCUGCUGACAUUGAAAAGCUUUUAUAAACCUAUCUUUAAUUUAUUGUAAUAAUAGUUCAUCAUUGUAUUAAAAAAAAAACAAA
This is a messenger RNA of Gilbertella persicaria, 654 nucleotides long. RefSeq names its product thioredoxin-like protein. The record is from RefSeq and is a predicted model, not a curated record. The transcript has 5 exons. NCBI's taxonomy places the organism in Eukaryota, Fungi, Mucoromycota, Mucoromycetes, Mucorales, Choanephoraceae. Bases 119 to 598 code for a protein of 159 amino acids. Gene Ontology annotation, molecular function: glutathione peroxidase activity. Gene Ontology annotation, biological process: response to oxidative stress.